CUUGGUGUUUGGGUAGGACCUACACUGUGUGUUUGGGUAGGACCUAUUCUAUGUGUUUUGGUAGGACCUACACCAGGUGUUUGGGUAGAACUUACAAUGAGCAUUUGUGUAGGACAUACAUCACGUGUUUGGGUAGGAUAUACAUUGUGUGUUUCUGUAGGACCUACAGUACAUGGCCAUGUAGGACAUACACAAUGUGUUUGGACAGGAUCUACAAUAAGCAUUUGGGUAGGACCUACACUGAGUGUUUAGGUAGGGCAUACACUAUAUGCUUGGGUAGGACCUACAUGGGGUGUUUAGGUAGGAUCUAUGAGGAGCAUUCAGGUAGGCCCUGGAGUGGGUGUUUGGGUAGGACUUACAAUGAGCAUUUGUGCAUACACACCAUGAUGUGUAUACAGGAUACACACCAUGUGUUUGGGUCAGACUAACAAUAGCCAGUGUUUGUGUAGGACCUACAGAGCUGGAAGAGGCGGUAGGAGAACCUUCACAGGCAGAAGCACAACAGCUCUUUAGGAAAUGCAACUUCUUUUGUGCCCAUGGGGUGACACCAAGACUAGGAAGGAAAACAGGGCAGCAGCUGAUGGGCACUGCAUGGUGCCUUGGCUGAGCAUCCCCUGGUGGCCCCCUUCCUCCUCGAUACCAGCCUGAUGUCAGCACGAUACCACCCCAAUGCCACUGCAGCCCCACACUCCCCCGGCCAUCCCACACACAGGACCUAUCCCCACACCGUGUUCCCAAGCCCUGCAGUGACGCAGACGAUCUGAAAACCCUCCCGGUCCGCAGCGCCCUGGAUGCAGAUCCAUGUACUUAUAUGGCCUGCAAGAUGCGGUGGGACUAUGACCAGCGUCUGGAAAUCCAGAUAUGACUAGAUCCCUUCAUUAGUAAUUUCUUGUACAUGACUUUCUAGACCAUAGGGAUUUGUUAAAUUUGCAGGAGUGUUUUCUCACAGUGCCACGGACUGGCUGCUGCCAGCAUACAUUGGCUCGGAUCUGUCAGAUCCUGUUGCCUUAUAUGACCCGCCGUUAAUUCCGCUUUUCUUUGUAUCCAGCCCUCAGCGGGGAACUCCUCGAGCAGUCUCAGCGUGGAUCAUGCUAAAAUGGUUCCCCGGCCCUCCUGCCAUAAAACAACUGCCCACACAGUGAAAGGGGGGAUGCGGGGGGUGGAUGCAGCUCUCCCUCCCCACCGCCCCGCUCCUCUCCAGAUGCUUCCUCCAUCCCUGAGCUCCGGUGCCGAAGCGAAACUCAUCCUAUAAAACCCAUCCCAUGAAACUCAGCCCUACAAAAGUCGUCCUGCAAAAUGGUCCUGGAAGGACCGAACUUUCUCCCAUUGCCCCCACACUGUGGAUACAGCAGUGUUCCACGGGCGUACCCCACUCUGUGGGUUAAUCAUUGGCUGCUCUGCAGGUCCAGGGGUGCCAAUGGGGCCAGGAGGACUUUCCCCUCCCUGGUGACCUCUUGAAACUUUGCCCUCUCUUUAUGGGGGCCAUAAAGGUUAUUUUUUAAUAGCACCCCAGCAGGGUCCCCUGUGCUCUGCAGCAGGAUCCUUGGCCUGGGGACAGCAGGCAUUGCUGCUCUUUGCCCUCGUGAGGUUUUGGAAGGUUGGGGUGGGUUGGGAUAAGGCAUCAGGGUGCCGAGCACCACCAUACUGGCUGCCCUCAGCUUUGCACCUCUGUGAGCCCUUAUGCACAUCCUAAAGCCUAUAGCAUUGCCUGGGCAAGAUUUCCAGCUGGAAAGAGAAUACCCACCUAAGGAGCAUAGGGCAUCCCGCUGAGCCUGCAGUUCCGUAUCUGCCACUGACAGAGAUAAGGAGCCAUCACCUCCCAUACAGCCCCCAGCUCUCUGCUUGUUAAAUACCUGCUCAAAGCUCCCCUUUCCUUACAGGCAGCUUUUCCUAUCAGCGUUUUCUCCGGCCCUUAAACGUGCUCUGAACCAAAGCACUUCUGUCUGUUGCAACGAUUCGCCAUGUUAUUGGAAACCCCAAAUUGAAACCCAUCGAGUGGGUGACAUGGCAAUGGGCUACGGGUGAGGGGUCAGCUGUGCUGAAAACACUUCUCUUUCCUUUUUUUUCUAUUGGUGAGAAGGACAGGGCAUCCCUUCUGCCCCAUAGCACAGGGUAAGGGAGGAGAUGGGAGCAGGAGGAGCCCCACGGCCACCCCACUUGCUAUGGGGAACCCCAUUGCACAUCCCAGCCCACAUCAACCCCCAGCACUCAGGGAUAUCAGGUCAACCCCCGUGCAUCCUUGUGGUCCCAAAAUGGCAAUCUCCUGCCCUGGUCACGUGGAAAGGACAACCCUGAGCCUCUGCUGCCAAGGAUGGAGCAUCCCCUGCUCCAAGCCCACCAACCCUCAAGGCCCUCUGCCCUUUAUUUUGCAGUCCGAGGUGGCUCAGCACAACGUGACCCCAUCGCCGUGCCCGAAGGCGCUCCCUCCAACGCACCUCCUAUCGACGUUGCCCCGAUUUCCAGCAUCGCUGUGUUGAAAAAUGGCAGGGAAGGGUUUGGCAACGCGGCCGCGCGCGGAUUAUUCAACAAUUGUUUCCCAUUUUGCGCCCUCGCCUGCCUCAUCCUCCAGUAACAAUGACGAAGAGCGGCGCGGAGCCAGCGCCCGCGGCAGGGGUGUUGAGAUCAGGGACAGCACAAAAAUAUCUUCUCUCUGGAACAAAUAUUUACCAACCCUUCUGCCUUUUGUUCUUGUGGUUCUCAUAUUUUUUUUCCAGACAUUCACUGGCAAAAUGUCACAUUAAACAGCAACCCAGAAACUUCGGGGUAGCAGCUUGGCUGCUCUGGGUUUUGUUUUUCUCGCGCGCUAAUUGUUAAUGAAUUUCCAGCCAUUCAAGCCAACACAAACCUGUGAGAAAAAGAUCUUUGCGGCCUGAAUUCGGGGCUUCACAGGGCAUCGUGAAGGUUGGGCAACGCGUGCAUGGUACCAAAGCCAUGGUGAGCCCAGAGCUGUCCCCAUCCGGGCAGAGCCGGCAGCGCUCAGCCACGUCCUGCUGCGCACACGCACAGGGAACCCUCCCAGCAUUGGUACUGCUGACGGGUUCUGGCUCUGGGGUUGCAGAUGGGGGAAAGUGGGUCUAUGUCACUGCGUUCCCCUCGGUCCCAGCACCACCGCCGGCCCCAUGGGCUGCUCUGCUGCCCCACGGCAGCUGCCCUUUGAUCUCUUCAAGACCCAAAAAGCCUCGCAUCCAAUUUUUAUGGUUUCCAAACAGGAGCGCAGGGGUCAUUUAUUGCACUGAAAGAAGUGGAAGGGGGGUGGUAAGGAGAAAAGCCUCCUGGUCCAUCAGCUCCUAUUUCCUGUUAAAAAUUAACUGCUGCCAUAAAAUCCCCAACACACGGUGGAGCACAGCUCAGCACCAGCCCCUGCGUUGCUGUGCCACUGCCACCAUCCUGUCUCCUGCUUGGGGAUGGCAUUGCCACCACCCACCAGCACCCGCUGCCUCCUGCCCCUCUCACUGGGCCUGUUCCAGGCUGCCCUGCUGUUCUUCUUCGCCCUCUUCUUCACCUAUGACGAGCACUCAGCUGCAGCCACAAACUCAGAGGACGCCGAGCAUGCACCCAAGCAGCUCCACAGCACCUUUCCCUUCUUCCAGGACAUCCAGGUGAUGCUGGUGGUGGGGCUGGGGCUGUUGCUGGCUUUCCUGCCCCGCUACGGGCUCAGCGCAUUGACCCACAACUUUCUCCUGCUCAAUGUCUCAGCACAGUGGGCUCUGGUGCUGCAGGGUCUGCUGCACCGCCUGCACCACAGCAAAGCACUUCUGGGGCUCCACAGCAUGCUCAGUGCUGAGUUUGCUGCCGUCACUGUGCUCAUCUCAGUGGGAGCCGUGCUGGGCAGGACGAGUCCCUGCCAGCUGCUGGCCAUGGCCAUCUGCGAGGUGCCCAUCUACCUGGCCAGUGAGUGGCUCAUCAUCACCCGGCUGGGUGUCCUUGAUGUGGGUGGCACCAUCACCAUCCACAUCUUCGCCUGUUACUUUGGCCUCGGCGUGUCCAAAGUGCUGUUUGGGAAUGCAAAGCCAACGGUGCAUCCUAAAGAGACCCCAACGCCGCGCUCCGACCUCCUGGCCCUGCUGGGAGCGCUCAUCCUCUGGGUGUUCUGGCCCAGCUUCGUGGCUGUGCUGUGCCAACCAGAGGAUGCCCAGCACCGUGCCAUCCUGCACACCCUGCUGGCAUUGAGUGCCAGUGCCAUCACCACUGUGCUGAUCUCCAUCCUGCUGGAGAAUGACGGCAAGCUGAACGCGGGUCACCUGCAGAAUGGCAGCCUGGCGGGCGGUGUGGCCAUCGGUGCAGUGGCCGACAUGCACAUCACUCCAGCAGCAGCCUUGGCACUGGGCAGUCUCUCCUCACUGCUGUGCAUCCUGGGCUUCCAGUUCCUCACCCCGCUCCUGGCAAAGAAGCUGGCGCUUCAGGACCGCUGUGGGAUCCACAACCUGCAUGGCUUGCCCGGCAUCCUUGGCGCAGUGGCCAGUGUUGUGGCUGCUUUGGUGGCCCCUGGGGAUGGCAGCGAGGCAGCAAGGCACAGGCAGGCACAGUGGCAAGCAGCUGGGCUGAUGGUGGCUCUCGGUGGCUCGCUGCUCGCCGGGAUGCUGGUGGGUGCUGCACUGCGCCUGCCCUGCCUGGCCCCACCGCCUGAACCACUGUGCUUUGAGGAUGCACUGUACUUUAAGCUCCAGGAGCGGGCAGAGACCCCCCCAGCUCUGGGCAGCAGCACUGAGGUGGACCGCCUGGCCAUGAAGGAGUGCGUGUAGACACCAAAUG
Lagopus muta (rock ptarmigan) is the source of this 4752-nucleotide messenger RNA. RefSeq names its product ammonium transporter Rh type B-like. The coding region runs from base 3405 to 4742 and encodes 445 amino acids. Gene Ontology annotation, molecular function: ammonium channel activity. The record is from RefSeq and is a predicted model, not a curated record. Gene Ontology annotation, cellular component: plasma membrane. Lineage: Eukaryota; Metazoa; Chordata; Aves; Galliformes; Phasianidae. The transcript has a single exon. Gene Ontology annotation, biological process: ammonium homeostasis; ammonium transmembrane transport.